UCUCGACCAAGCUGAAUACAGUGAAGGCUGUGCCAGUAUCACUGUCACUGCAUUCGGCUAACCUACAAUGUAUGUGUACGCUCCGUACGCUUCGUCAGCCGAGAUCUAAGAAGCAGUGUGACAAAGCUAUUGUGAAGUUUUGUAUAGGCGCUCAUACGACUAUCGGUGUAUGCCCAUUGCUUUGUGGUCUAGCUCGUUAUUCUUACUAAGAAUUUGGGCAGAAGCCUGCUAUGGCUUCUCCGUCGGCGUGCGCAAGAUCCAUCCGAAUUUCACUUUUUUCAUAUGGUCAUGCCAAUGGGCCAAUUGUGCAACAGCAUACUAGGGAGGCACGAUGUCACAAAACCUUAGCUUACAAUAUUCGACAUUUGCCAAACCCACCCCGCCAUCUGCGACUCAAAGCAACCGGGCUAUCUCGGCGACUUCAAAAGGAGUUUCUCCAAAAUGAUAAUGUCGAGGCAUUUUUGGCAAAGGUCCAGCGGGAGAUUUCCGAUGUAGCCAAAGAAGAAUGUGACCGACUUUUGUAUUCAACUGAGCAGGAUGAAAAUAACCAAGGAUCUGAGGAAGCUAAUGCCCGUUCUGAUUUGAAUACGCAUUCAAGUGAGGAGGCCGCCGUAGAAGGCGCAGACAUCGAUAUAGUGGUGACAAUAUGCUGUGAAGAGGGUCGUCAUCGGAGUGUUGCGUUUGUUGAAGAACUAGCCCGAAGGCUGGCUAUGUUCAAACACGGCGAUGGCUCUUCUCAGCACUGGCAACUCAAUAUCAACAUUACACAUCGUGAUAUCGGAGAUCUCGAAGAUUGCGAGCAGUCCCUAGGUCAGAAUAAGCGCCCAAACAAGGUUCAAGCAAAGGCUAGACAAAGAGAACGACGUGAAAAGGGAAACAGGUAUGAAUCGCAUCUUGAAGACUAGACCCAAACAUCCUAGGUAUUCGAGAUUGGACCUCCCUGAGAUAUGUGGCGAAGCCAGGAAACAUAAUAGUAGCGAAACUCCUUCUAGAGAAAUACGCAUUUUAUGAAUAUUCAUGAUUGUCUGCAACCGUCCCUUUGUGGCUUGUCGCCAGCCCUGGCCAGGUUGAAGUCGUGAAGCAGGUACUCA
Messenger RNA from Aspergillus pseudotamarii, 1091 nucleotides. RefSeq lists its product as uncharacterized. The coding region runs from base 231 to 905 and encodes 224 amino acids. The record is from RefSeq and is a predicted model, not a curated record. Lineage: Eukaryota; Fungi; Ascomycota; Eurotiomycetes; Eurotiales; Aspergillaceae. The transcript has a single exon.